CUAUGUAUGUUUCCUUAGAAGUUCCACUAAGAAUAAUGGAAAUUACUCUCAAGUAAAUAUGCAGCCUAAGUCUAGCAUUUGAGUCAGGUUCCAGAGUCCUGCUCCAAACUCAGAUCUCAUCGUGAUACUGCCGUGUGCAUUGAAAAGACCAUUUCACACAACUGUCUGGGCACAUUGUGGCUGCCUGAAACGUCUACACAUAUAGAUGCAGACAGGAUUCAGGCUACAACCUAUACAACCUAGCAACAACGUUUAUUAGGAAAUGUCUUAUUGAACUCUUAUUAGUUAAGGAGGCCCCACAAAUGCUGAUCCGCACCCGCCUAGGGACAGCCCUGACUCUCCCUGCGCGCAUUGUUCAGGCAGUUCUCUCCCUCAUCUAGGAGACGCAUGCCAGGCUGUGGCUCGCUUCGCUCGGCGCUCAACUCAUACUGUUUGCCUGUAGCCCAAGUCGCGGCUGCUUUGCUAAAGAGAAGCCUGUCUUGUCCAGCCCAACCAGCCGAGCGCCGAGCCGGAUUUUCAGGAACAAUAACAGAGGCGCUGGGGCUGAGGGAGAGGAGCCGCGCCGGCCCCCUCCCUCAUCCCGCCAGCCAGGCGGCCUCCCUUCCCCCCACCUCGCUGCCCUGCUCCAUAAUGUACGCCUUCGUGCGGUUCUUGGAGGACAACGUGUGCUAUGCACUGCCCGUGUCGUGCGUGCAGGAUUUCAGCCCCAAAUCCCGGCUCGACUUCGACAACCAGAAGGUCUACACAGUCUACCGCAGCCCGGCCCACGACCCGGAGGACGGCGACGAGAGCCCUGGAGCGUGGGGGGAGCAGCCGCUGCUGCACAAGGCCCAGAUCCUGGCGUUGGCAGAAGAUAAAACAGAUCUUGAAAACAGUGUAAUGCAGAAGAAAAUUAAAAUCCCCAAGCUAUCUCUGAAUCACCUAGAAGAAAUAGGGGAAAUUACAGAUUAUGGGGAUGAAGAUGUGGAACUUAGACACUGUAAGAGACAAGAUGGGAGGAAACAAAGUGAAGGUACACACAAAAGCAUUGAAGCAGUUGUUGCGCGCCUUGAAAAGCAAAAUGGAAUGAGUCUCAGUAGCAAUUCCAGUCCUGAGGCAACAUUUAUGGAAACUUCAGAAAGGAUGAACAAUAUGGACGAUGCUGUAGUUCCUCGGGUUCUUUAUGAAGAAUUGCUGAGAAGCUAUCAGCAGCAGCAGGAAGAAAUGAGACACAUUCAACAAGAACUUGAGAGAACAAGGAGGCAGCUUGUUCAGCAAGCAAAAAAGCUAAAGGAGUAUGGGACAUUAGUGUCAGAAAUGAAAGAGCUCAGAGACUUGAACAGACGGCUACAGGAUGUACUGCUUCUCAGAUUAGGCAGCGGUCCUGCCAUAGAACUUGAAAAAGUUAAAGCAGAAUCCAUUGAACCUGAGCCUGAAGUACAGAAGACGUUCAGUGAGGAAGCAAACACAUCAACCUACUAUCCUGCUGCUGUUCCAGCAAUGGACAAAUAUAUUCUUGAGAAUGGAAAGGUCCAUCUUGGCAGUGGCAUCUGGGUAGAUGAGGAGAAAUGGCACCAGCUGCAAGUAACGCAAGGAGAUUCAAAGUACACAAAAAACUUAGCAGUUAUGAUCUGGGGAACAGAUGUUCUCAAGAACAGAAGCGUCACAGGAGUUGCAACCAAAAAAAAGAAAGAUGCUGUUCCCAAACCACCUCUGUCACCUCACAAAUUAAGUAUUGUCAGAGAAUGCUUGUAUGACAGGAUAGCACAAGAAACUGUGGAUGAAACUGAAAUUGCACAGAGACUCUCCAAAGUCAACAAGUAUAUUUGUGAAAAAAUCAUGGAUAUCAAUAAAUCAUGUAAAAAUGAAGAAAGGAGAGAAGCAAAAUACAAUUUGCAAUAAAUUUUGAAUUUUUAAUAAAGUGUUAGUGUUUUA
Molecule: messenger RNA, 1914 nt
Organism: Hemicordylus capensis (graceful crag lizard)
Lineage: Eukaryota; Metazoa; Chordata; Lepidosauria; Squamata; Cordylidae
Gene: BEND5
Product: BEN domain containing 5
Exons: 6
Coding region: 388-1881 (497 amino acids)
Biological process (GO): negative regulation of DNA-templated transcription
Molecular function (GO): DNA binding
Source: RefSeq, a predicted model, not a curated record